This is a messenger RNA of Aspergillus neoniger CBS 115656, 757 nucleotides long. RefSeq lists its product as uncharacterized. The record is from RefSeq and is a predicted model, not a curated record. Lineage: Eukaryota; Fungi; Ascomycota; Eurotiomycetes; Eurotiales; Aspergillaceae. The transcript is spliced from 3 exons. The coding region runs from base 122 to 340 and encodes 72 amino acids.
CUUUCACUCUCAUAUCUCACUCUUCCCCCAGGACCACCACCAGCCCGCAUCUUCUAGCUUCUAAAAUACCCACUAAAUCAACCAACCCCUUCAAUACUUCAUCAGUGAUCAAAUCGUAACCAUGCCCAGGUCUGGGAAAGACUUCAGCUACAAGGGCUCCGGCACUAACAGUCAGGGAAACCACUGGUGCUCCCGCGACUACUCUAGCAGCUCUAAUCCAAACUCCUACCACUAUUCAAACAGUAACGGAUCCUACUAUUAUUCCAACCCCGAUGGGAGCACUUAUUACAAUAACGGCAGUGGUGGCUCGACUUAUACCCCUCCUAGUGGGAAGAACUAGGUGGGAUUUGACGGGGUGCUGAGGGAUCCUUAACACCUAUGUGUUAGCUUGAAGGGAUUAUCCCAUGUCUGUUUCAAUUAUUGUGGGUAUACUUCGUGACAGUAACGAUAAGGUUGCAGAGUAUCUUAUAGAAGCGGAACCUUGACUGGCUUUGCCUUUCGGUGGAGAUUCUUUUGUUGUUUUCGUUUCUUACUCUCUCCUUCUCUUUCUCUCUCUUUUUCUGUUUUAUAAUUUUUUCCCCGUAAUUUGAGGUGGCUUGUAGUGAAAUGCUGCCGGCUCGGAGACCUUGUGGCGGUAAUCCUAUAAACGAUUGCUGGAUAUUGAUAUAAUACCCCGAGCUGGGUCAGCCGUCGUUUGCUUGGGAAAUGUCAUGCUAUGCCGCCGUGAAGAUAAAAUCCAAUGCUGUCGAGUUCCGCC